AUGUCCUCAAAAUGGUGGCUUCCGCGUCUUUCCUUCUUUCAAUCACUCCGCCAGUCUCAUUAUACUCUUCCUGUGCGCCCGGAGUUUCUGGCUUCAUCUUCCUUCCAGUUUGUUAAUCCUCGCCAUCAUAUAACAGCCACGGAUAAUAUCACUCAGGUGUUUCCAGAGUCUGUGGUUGCGGGGCUAAGCGACGAGGAAGCACUAGCGUUAUUCACUCGUGGGUUCUUUGGCGGCUUCGUCUUUGGGUUCGAGAGGUCUAUCCUACGAAUGGGAGGUUGGAAUUUGCUGCCAGCACGGUAUACAGGUUUCCAAGGAGAUCCACAUGCAUCCCAGAUCUGGAAUCCUUCAAAGCUUCCUCAAAGUCACCUUCUCCCCGUUGGCAGCUCCCUUUUCGGGUCAUUCAAAGUGAUGGAUAAGCAAAUAGCACCGGAAUCAUCGGACCUGCGGGCCAGUUACGUGGAUUAUGGGUUUGGCUCGGACGAGUUCACCUUCGCAGGCUGCCACCGUUUCCAAAUCACUCGAUCACCGCGCAUAGGCGCCGAACCCCUGGUGCAGUUCGAGCUACAGCAUUUCCGUUGUAAUCCUCAAAAAAACGAACCAUCAGGGGCAGAAUACAUCGCAUGGUUUCAUUAUGCUUAUGCGAAGGCGCUGUUUGCGAAUGCAGUCCAGUGCAUUCUACUGCGGUAG
Penicillium crustosum is the source of this 687-nucleotide messenger RNA. RefSeq lists its product as uncharacterized. Lineage: Eukaryota; Fungi; Ascomycota; Eurotiomycetes; Eurotiales; Aspergillaceae. The record is from RefSeq and is a predicted model, not a curated record. Bases 1 to 687 code for a protein of 228 amino acids. The transcript has 2 exons.